AUGAACAAGGAAAAGGUUCCCCAGAAUGCGGUACCCAAUGGCCGUACCAAGCUUCGUCAGGUCACUUCGGCUACACCUCUGGACGAAGUGUUUCAAUACUGGGAGGAAGACGGUGCCAUCGUGAUCAAAGGCCUCCUGACAUCAGCUCAAGUCGAGCAACUAAAUCAAGAGAUGGGCCCGAUCCUGCAAAAGGUGGCUAUCGGGGGACAUGCAAGCGACGUGCGUCUGCAGAACUUCCACGGCAUGAAGACAAAGCGCGCAGGUGACCUCACCAACAACAGCGCCGUUUUUCGCGACCAUCUCCUAGACAAUGACUUUAUACACGCCGUCUCUCAGCGCUGUUUUGCCUACCGGGGUAAAAUGGGCCCAGAUGCCUACUGGCUGGGCAGUGCAUCUACCAUCCACGUUGGCCCGGGCCAGAAACCACAGACUCUGCACCGAGAUCUGGGCUCGUACCCGAUCUUCUGGAUGCUGGGCCCACAAGGCCCAGAGUCGCAGAUCAACUUCCUUGUCGCCACGACUGAUUUCACCGAGGCCAACGGCGCUACUCGCAUCAUCCCUGGCAGCCACAAGUGGGAGUUCAACCAGCACGGCGACCGAGACAUGACAAUUCCGGCUGAGAUGAAGGCUGGAGAUUGCUUGCUCAUCAGUGGAAAAGUCAUUCACGGCACUGGCGGGAACAAGACGGACCAAGAGCGUGGAUGCCUGGCCGUUACUAUGUGCGCCAAUUUCCUUGCCCCUGAGGAGGCUCAUCCAUUCAUCGUUAGUAUGGGCACCGCCAAGAAGCUUCCGGUCCGCUCCCAGCGUUGCCUGGGAUUUCGAUCUCAGUGGCCACAGAGUUCCCCGGGGUUAUGGACCAAGGACUACUCUGAAUUGGCUUUACAUCUUGGGUUAGAUGAUUGA
This is a messenger RNA of Fusarium verticillioides 7600, 903 nucleotides long. RefSeq lists its product as hypothetical. The transcript has a single exon. Bases 1 to 903 code for a protein of 300 amino acids. The record is from RefSeq and is a predicted model, not a curated record. Lineage: Eukaryota; Fungi; Ascomycota; Sordariomycetes; Hypocreales; Nectriaceae.